GACAUCGUAUUAUUGUCAUCUCGGCGCAGCGGUAAGCUUUCCGCCGCCUCGUCCCUCGUGAAAGCUCGCGUAUUCUGCGCUUCGGGGCCAAAGCUCUCGCCUUUGGAGCAGAAACCCUAGCUGGCGGAUCGUGCCGCGUCCGUCGCCGUUGCCGGAUCUCACCGCCCGGUUCUUUGUCAGAGUCUUGCUGACCUCCCCGGGGAUCUCCUCGUGGUUUGUCUAAGGGACGAGGGAUCAGAACUUGUUGAGAUGGCUCCAUUAGCUCCGGCGUCGAAGGGCAUGUUGCUGCCAGUGUCCAAUUCGGCACGGGGCGCUGCCGAUGAGAGCCUAUUCAAAGGCUCUGCCAUGACCAAGCGCGGUGCCUAUGCUGCCCUUGCCUACAUGAGUUGCGCUGUACUUCUUGUGUUGUUUAACAAGGCUGCUUUGUCCUUGUAUAGUUUCCCAUUCGCUAAUGUGAUAACUCUCUUUCAGAUGAUCUGUUCCACCGCCCUUCUCUAUGCAAUGAAACGUUGGAAGAUCAUUUCCUUUACAGUAGGUGAACCAUGGGCUUCUGACUCAGGGAGCCUUUUGCCAUUCAGGACAAUAUUGCAAACUCUUCCUCUUUCUUUAUCUUAUUUGCUUUAUAUGCUGGCUUCUAUGGAAUCUGUACGUGGAGUAAAUGUUCCCAUGUACACAACACUUAGAAGAACAACCGUCGUAUUCACAAUGACUAUGGAAUAUCUCUUGACAAGACAAAAGUAUUCUUUUCCGAUUUUCGGCAGUGUGGCAUUGAUUGUUUUUGGAGCAUUUGUUGCUGGAGCUCGUGACUUGUCAUUUGAUGCAUAUGGCUAUGCCAUUGUGUUUGUAGCCAACAUCACAACUGCCAUAUAUCUUGCAACCAUUGCCCGUGUUGGAAAAUCAAGUGGUCUCAAUAGUUUUGGUCUCAUGUGGUGCAAUGGAUUAGUAUGUGGGCCAAUUUUGUUGUUUUGGACAUUUAUCCGCGGUGAUUUGCAGUCUACAAUAAACUUUCCCUAUCUAUAUUCUCCAGGAUUUCAGAUUGUGAUGCUUUCUUCCUGUAUAAUGGCAUUUUUCUUGAAUUAUAGCAUAUUCCUGAACACAACCCUUAACUCUGCAGUGACACAGACCAUGUGUGGUAAUUUAAAGGAUUUGUUUACUGUUGGACUCGGCUGGAUAUUAUUUGGGGGCCUUCCAUUUGAUUUGGUUUAUGCAAUUUGCUCUCCAGUUGAAUGUAAUCGGACAGGUUCUUGGUUUUCUUGGCUCUGGUUUAUAUGCCUACUGUAAACUCAAAGGAAAAUAAUGAUAAGCUAUUGGUAAUCUCCUACUGAUUAAGCUGAUCUUGUGCUUUCUUCAAGCGGGAUCUAGUUUGGAAAUUAUUCGGAAGAUCGUCCCCAGCUCACCUUCAUGGAUUAGAAACUGGAUUAUGUUCCUGCUUGUCCUGGCAUAUCUAAUUUGUCUGCAUUGAAAUGAUAAGAAUAUGUAGGAAAGUGUUUAACCAAGGAUAAAUUGUAAUUUAUAUCUGGUAGACUUAUUUGUCAUUGGUUUCGUCUUUAUUUAUGCCCUCGUUUAUGAAGGGCUAUCUAUAUACCUGUAGUUUGAUGUAUUUCCGUGUAGACCUGGAAAAUUUAGGGAACUAUUAAGUUCGUCUGUUUUAAGAAAUAAUGCACUUAGACUUAAAUAGCUUUCUCGUUCAA
This is a messenger RNA of Dioscorea cayenensis subsp. rotundata (Guinea yam), 1691 nucleotides long. Its product is annotated as UDP-N-acetylglucosamine transporter UGNT1-like. Bases 250 to 1281 code for a protein of 343 amino acids. NCBI's taxonomy places the organism in Eukaryota, Viridiplantae, Streptophyta, Magnoliopsida, Dioscoreales, Dioscoreaceae. The record is from RefSeq and is a predicted model, not a curated record. Gene Ontology annotation, molecular function: antiporter activity; GDP-fucose transmembrane transporter activity. Gene Ontology annotation, cellular component: Golgi apparatus. The transcript is spliced from 11 exons.